Molecule: messenger RNA, 420 nt
Organism: Angiostrongylus costaricensis
Lineage: Eukaryota; Metazoa; Nematoda; Chromadorea; Rhabditida; Metastrongylidae
Source: the annotation of a GenBank genome assembly
AUGAACGCCUCUAGCCUUACACUUUCACUUCUGCUUUGUUUAGGUGCUACUAAUGCAAUGUCAUUGGGGAAACGACAAGCCGGAGACAAUUCUUACGGUGAUGAACCAUCGCUGCCUACUCAAGCUGUGUAUGAAGUAGUUGAAAUAACUACUUUUGUACCAGUGCCAGAAGAGGAAGCGCAACCAAUCAAAAACAGUGUACCUAUCAAUCCACCGGUAGUCGUUGAAUCAGGCUACCGAAGUAGGAGACAAGCCGGCGCCAAUACGAAUGGUAAUGAGCUACCCUUCUCAUCACAGAGCGCCUACGGGAUUGAUGAAUUUUUGAAAGAGAUACCGACCACUGAAGAGGAGAUACAGCCUGUCACAAGCAUUCCUCGUGAACAACGUUUAGUUGUUGUGGAAUCCGGGUAUUCAACAUAA